Messenger RNA from Ceratotherium simum simum (southern white rhinoceros), 1946 nucleotides. RefSeq names its product chromosome 16 C17orf75 homolog (gene C16H17orf75). Gene Ontology annotation, cellular component: trans-Golgi network. Lineage: Eukaryota; Metazoa; Chordata; Mammalia; Perissodactyla; Rhinocerotidae. The record is from RefSeq and is a predicted model, not a curated record.
UAGGUCAGCUUCCUCGCCCGGGAACCCGUGGAAAGCAGCGGAACGCAGGCGUGCGAGGGCCGCGAGCCGGACGAGCCCGGCCACCGAGGACUGUACGGCAGCGGGGGAGCGGUUUGGCGGGGACACAGGGCCACUCAGAGGCUGCCGAGAUGCUCCCCUCUUUGCAGGAAUCGCUGGAUGGGGAUGAAAAGGAGCUAGAGAGCAGCGAGGAGGGUGGCUCCGCCGAGGAGCGGAGACUCGAGCCGCCGCCCAGCAGCCACUACUGUCUCUACAGCUACCGCGGAAGCAGAUUGGCACAGCAGCGAGGGGACAGUGAUGAUGGAAGCCCAAGUGGCACAAAUGCAGAAACUCCCUCUGGUGAGGAUUUCAGCCUCUCCUUGGCGGAUACUAAUCUUCCAUCUGAAGUGGAGCCGGAGCUGCGCAGUUUCAUUGCUAAGCGUCUCUCGAAGGGAGCGGUCUUUGAAGGGCUGGGGAAUGUUGCAUCUGUGGAGCUGAGAAUUCCAGGUUACCGUGUCGGUUGUUAUUACUGCCUUUUCCAACAUGAAAAACUGCUUCCUGAAACAGCAACAAUGGACUCUGGACAUAACCCUUCAGAGUUUGUGGUCUGUUUUUUAGGAGGGUCUGAGAAAGGACUUGAGCUUUUCAGGCUUGAAUUGGACAAGUACAUUCAAGGGCUGAAAAAUAACAUGAACUGUGAGGAAAGGGGCUUGGAGAACCACAUAAAGUCCUACCUGAACAGCUGGUUUGAGGAUGUUGUGUGCCCAAUCCAAAGGGUUGUUCUUCUCUUUCAGGAGAAGCUUACCUUUCUGCUACACGCCGCUCUGAGUUAUACUCCUGUUGAGGUUAAAGAAUCAGAUGAAAAAACAAAGAGAGACAUUAACAGGUUUCUGAGUGUAGCCAGUCUUCAAGGCCUUAUUCACGAAGGCACCAUGACAUCUUUGUGCAUGGCCAUGACGGAGGAGCAGCACAAGUCUGUGAUCAUCGACUGCAGUAGCUCCCAGCCUCAGUUCUACAAUGCAGGAAGCAACCGGUUUUGUGAGGAUUGGAUGCAGGCUUUUCUGAAUGGUGCUGAAGGAGGUAACCCUUUUCUUUUCCGACAAGUAUUGGAGAACUUUAAACUGAAGGCUAUACAAGACACAAAUAAUUUGAAGAGAUUUAUCCGACAGGCAGAAAUGAAUCAUUAUGCUUUGUUUAAAUGUUACCUGUUCCUAAAGAACUGUGGUAGUGGAGACAUCCUUUUGAAGAUUGUUAAAGUGGAACACGAAGAAAUGCCCGAAGCCAAAAAUGUGGUAGCCGUCCUCGAAGAAUUUAUGAAAGAAACUCUUGCCCAAAGUUUUUGAUCACAUGUUUUGAGAUAAUUACAUCUCUUGCGACGCUGUACAUCCAAACCUUGGUGUUUGAAAUCGCAGUUGUUAUCAUUGUCAUAGGAUUGCUAUUUAAGAUGAUUUGAAACCCAUUCUAGAUUUUUUCAUUUUGUACUUUUAAAAUUUAACUUAAUUAGACAUAUAAAUCUGAAGAAUGUCUUCACUGAGUCCUAGAUAGAUGUGUGUGAGUGUUGUGGGAUUUUAGUACAUUGCUGGUCCCAUAAAUUCUAAACUUCACGGAGUUGUUGCUUAAAAAACUUCAGAGAUAAUUUGUGGCUUCUCUUAGGAGUUUACUGCAGUAUUUAGCAACUUUUCCUCCCAGAAAAAUCAUAAUACUUCUUUCUCAAUGUAUUAUAGCUUCUUUAAAAAAAUGUAUUCCUAGUCUUAGGAUAGAUUAGCACCACGACAUCAUUUCAAAGACAGAUCUGUGCAUCCUGUGGGUGCUUGAUAGAUUUUUUUGUCUGAUUGAUAAUGGCAGGGAUGAUGAAGCCAGCUUUUAAGUCAAUAUGCAAAUAAAUCAUGAGUGUGUAAGAAAUUAAAUGAGCUUUAAAAAUAGAUGCACUGGCUUAAAGAUAAAACAUU